This is a messenger RNA of Penicilliopsis zonata CBS 506.65, 4446 nucleotides long. RefSeq lists its product as hypothetical. Gene Ontology annotation, cellular component: nucleus; chromatin. NCBI's taxonomy places the organism in Eukaryota, Fungi, Ascomycota, Eurotiomycetes, Eurotiales, Aspergillaceae. The record is from RefSeq and is a predicted model, not a curated record. The transcript has 3 exons. The coding region runs from base 1 to 4446 and encodes 1481 amino acids. Gene Ontology annotation, biological process: DNA repair; mitotic sister chromatid cohesion.
AUGCCUGCGCGCACCCGAGGCAGCGUCUCGACGACCGAGGUGGUGGAGGCGGAGGAUCUGAGCCCCGAGCUUCGCCGGCUGCAGUUCAGCCAGCCGUUGUCAUGGCGUGUGGGACGCUCGGCCAUCCCCGUGGCUGAUCUGCUCGACCGCCUGCAGACUCUCGCGCAGGAGCUGCGCGAACUGGAGCAGGAGGAGGUCGAGAAGGACUCUCUGAACAAGGUCGCCCAGGAACUCGCCACGGCGCAUCUGUUGGGCCACAAGGAUAAGGGGGUGAGGGCGUGGGCGAUAUGCUGCAUCGUCGAUGUCUUGCGGCUUUGCGCCCCCGACGCGCCCUUUACGGGCAAUCAGCUUAAGGAUAUAUUCACGUGCGUGGUGUCGUCUAUCAUACCUGCUCUCGCAGACCCGUCCAAUGCGUACAAUGCACAACAUAUCUACGUUUUGAACUCGCUCGCCGAGGUGAAGAGCGUCGUGCUCCUUACUGACCUAGACCAUCCGGACUCGUUGAUUAUUCCCUUGUUUUAUGCUUGUUUUGACAUCGUCUCGGGUUCGUCCAAGUCGUCAACUGGGGAGGAGAUCGCCAAGAAUGUCGAAUUCGACAUGACCCGCUUGCUCGUCACCAUCAUCGACGAGACCCCUGUGCUUGCGGCAGAGGUCGUCGAUGUAAUUGUUGCCCAGUUUCUGCGGGUAGAUCCCCGUGCCAUGAACGUGCCGGCAAAGAAGGGCAAAAAGACAGACGCUCCGCCGGACACCAAACAAGACACCUUGCUGCUGAAGGAUUACCCACCGGCCUACAAUAUGGCCAAAGCAAUAUGUCAGGCCUGUCCGGAACGCAUGACGAGCCACAUCAGCCAGUAUUUUAACAAUGUCAUCAUCGAUGCCUCGGGCCCUUCAGCCCACUCCAACGGCUCCAAGCAGUCUCAUCGCAAGCCGAAUCUGGACGAUUCCGAUGAAGAUAGCGAAGACAUCAAAGAGCUUAGUAAAGCUCAUCGUUUGAUCCGGGAGCUCUGGAGGGCCUGUCCCGACGUGCUCCAGAAUGUCGUGCCCCAGCUGGAGGCGGAGCUGUCCGCAGAGUCCGUCUCGCUUCGCCUUUUGGCCACACAGACAAUUGGCGACCUCGCGGCAGGCAUCGGCGUUGCUGGCCCUCCCCCCGCUCCUCCAAUGGACCCUGCCUCAUACCCACCAGUAACUCUGGUUGAAUAUGCGCAGACCAUUCCUCAGCCUAACGUCCUUCUCACACCGCUCUCGCCCAAGCCGUUUUCGCAGGCGCAUGCCUCCGCGUACAACAGCUUCUUAAGCCGCCGGCAGGAUAAGUCCGCAUCGGUCCGAUCGGCUUGGGUGACCGUGGUGGGCCGGAUCCUCUCGACCUCUGCUGGUGGUUCCGGUCUUAGCGAUAGUGAGGAGCAAGGCCUGGUCAAUAGCAUUGCCAACAUGCUCCGUGAUGCAGAUGAAAAGGUCCGCUUGGCAGCAGUGGAUGCUGUCGGUGCCUUUGGCUUAUCUCACGUGGUCCAUGUGCUCGGUGCCAAUGGUGGUGUCUCCAGUCCCGAUUCGGUGCUCUUCAUUCUCGCAGAGCGCGCGAAGGAUCUGAAGCCAUCAGUGCGUGAGCAUGCUAUGAAGACGCUUGGCCGAAUCUGGGCCGUCGCAGCGGGCGAGAUCGAAAAUAAUAACGAGCAGAUGCUUGCGCUCUUCAAAGACGCACCGUCGAGGAUUUUCGAUGCCUAUUACACCAAUGAUCCAGAUAUCCAUGUAUUGAUUGACCGUGUGCUCUUUGAGAUUCUUCUGCCCUUAAACUAUCCUCCUAUCAAGUCCAAGGCUGUCAAGGGGGCUUCGAGUCAGUCUCAGAAAAGCAAAGAUAGCCAGAGCUCGGAGGAUGUCUCGGAGGCGGAUGUCGACAAGAUUCGCGUCCAGCGCAUCCUCACCCUUCUGAAGGGCGUAGAUGAAAAGGCCAAAAAGGUUUUUUUUGCUAUGCAGUCACGCCAGUUACACAUGAGGACGGCAAUGACCCUCUAUCUUAAGGCCUGUGAAGACUACAAUGGCGGAGUCCUUAAGAAAGAUGCCAGUGAUAUCAAGAGCCAGCUUACCCAAGCUGUUGACAGGCUGACCAAGACCUUACCUGACCCUUCUCGCGCCAGUGCAGAUCUAUGGAAGUUCGCUAAAGUGCAUGAUCGUCGGAACUACCAGCUCAUCCGCUUUGCCAUGGCCGCAGUCAGUGACUACCGCACGGUCAUAAAGGCCAUCAAGGAACUCACGAGAAGAGUCCAAAGCUCAAACAACGGUGUUUUGAUGGAGUCUCUUACUCCACUGCUAUUUCGCUCGAGUUCCUUGAUUUUUAACCGGAGUCAUAUCCCUGCCAUCAUUAGUUUGUCCCGGACAGACGAGAAGGGAUUGGGUAACGUGGCACAUGAGAUGCUCAAGGAGAUCUCCUCGCGAAAUGCAGAAGUGUUGGAAGCGCAGGUUCAGGAGAUUUGCAAGGACCUAGAAUCGCAAGCGCCCAAGGCCGCUUCAACCAACCACGCACAGACGGAAGAAAUCCUCAAGGCUUGCUCAGGGUUCGCGAAGAAGUUCCCAGCAAAGCUUCCCAAAGAACGCAAAUUCCUGCAGGCUCUGGCGAAUUACGCGCUUUAUAGCUCAUCGCCCCGGGCUGCCAAACAUGCAGUUUCUAUCCUCAUGGUCAUCGCUGACAAGAAAGCUAUGUAUGCGAAAGACCUGAUCGACAAGUGUGUUAACAACUGGAAAUACGGAUCCAAUGGUUUUCUGACGAGGCUGGCGGCACUCUCGCAGCUUUGUCUCUUGGCUUCACAAGAGGCGAGUGAAGAAAGCGACGCCAUCGUCUCUAUUGCAUUGGAUGAAAUUUUGCUCAAGAACCGCUCCCCUGAAGCAAACUCUGGAUACGCCUGGUCAGAUACUGUGACUGAGGAAACAGCCGCUAAGGAAUGGGCUCUGAAGAUUAUCGUCAACCGCCUUCGGGCCCAGAAAACGUCCGAUGAUCACGAUGGUUUCCGCACACAAGCCAAGCCUGUCUAUGACACUUUGAACAAACUUGUGUCCGACGAAGGAGAGUUGUCGAAGAAGAAGGAUACUCCGGCAACGCAGAAAUCUCAUUUGCGCCUGGUCGCUGCUCGACUGCUUCUCAAGCUGUGCUCAUCCGCUCGCAUUUGCGACCAGUUGUUGGACCCUACGGACUUUAACUCCAUCAGCCUCGUGGCGCAGGAUCCCAUCUUACAGGUGCGGAGCGGAUAUAUUAACUACCUGAAAAGGUUACUUGUCACGGAUUCGUUUUUGAGCGCCAGAUGGUACACGAUUCCCUGCUUGCUUGCGUUCGAGCCGAACGCGAACUUGAAGAACGAUACCCUCACCUGGCUCCGUUCCAGAGCCACCUUUUUCCGCCAGCAGAACCAAACGGCCAAGAAGGGCGAGCAGCAGACGGUUAUGGAAUCGAUCUUCUCUCGGUUGCUGUCCAUCCUCGCCUACCACCCGGACUACCCACCUUCACAGCUGGAUGAGGCGACACAGGUGACGGACCUGGCAGACUUUGCGCGCUACAUCGUGUUCUAUCUGCUCGCUGUGGCAAACGAGCAGAAUCUGUCGCUGAUCUUCCACAUUGCACAGCGCGUGAAGCAAACCCGCGACGGCAUCACCAAGUCCGAGGAGAUCACAACACGGCUUCACACCCUCUCGGACCUGGCGCAGGCCACUAUCCGUCAGUUCGCUGAUAUUUACUCGCAGCAGCACAAAUUCGGGGGCGCGGGCGGCGCCAGCAUCCUCGAAACGUACCCCGGGCGGGCGGGGCUUCCGAGCGCCAUCUUUGCUUCGAUGACGAGCCAUCAAGAAUCAAAGGCGGUUGCGGAGAAGAACUUCCUUCCUGACGAGGUUGAGGACCUGCUGGAGCAGAUUGUACGGGCGGCAAUGAGGCCGCAGCGAGCGGGAUCGCAAAGCCAGGUCAGAAAAAGGAAACCCGAGCCCUACGAUCUGAACGGGGGCAGUGGUGGUAGCGGCGGGCCCUCGAGCGCGACGAAGAAAGCCAGGAAAGACAGUCUGCCCAAGGCAUCGGCCUCAUCGGCAUCAACCUCCGCGCGACGACGGAAGUCGUCUUCUGCCGCCGGCACGCCCAAGGUAGCGAAGAAGAAAAGGAAGACCGAGGACGACUGGUCGUCUGACGGGGGUGUUGCGAACGCGGCGCCCGCUGCUGGUCGUCGACGGAGUAGCCGGGGCAGUAAAGCAGUCAACUAUGCGGACCGGGACAGUGAUGUCGACGACGACGACGACGACGAAGAAGAAGAAGAACAAGAAGAAGCAGAGGGCGAGGAGAAUGGUGACGAAGAUGACCAGGACGACCAAGACGACGGACCUGCUCGAUCCCAGGACCUUGACCUCGGGAGCAGUGAUGACGAGGAACUCUCCGACGCCCCUGAUACCCCGCCGCCGAGUAAGGGCAAGAGACGGCGCUGA